Messenger RNA from Brachypodium distachyon (stiff brome), 2335 nucleotides. RefSeq names its product sulfite exporter TauE/SafE family protein 3. The transcript is spliced from 13 exons. Gene Ontology annotation, biological process: protein ubiquitination. The record is from RefSeq and is a predicted model, not a curated record. Lineage: Eukaryota; Viridiplantae; Streptophyta; Magnoliopsida; Poales; Poaceae. The coding region runs from base 411 to 1817 and encodes 468 amino acids. Gene Ontology annotation, cellular component: membrane; Cul4A-RING E3 ubiquitin ligase complex.
ACUGAGAAAAACAAUCAAGAGUUGAAUGUAAUGAUUAGUUCGUGUGGUUAAUUCUCAAAUGUGCCCCUCCUCUUGACUUUCCCUUGCUACAACACGUCGACAAUCAUCUCCGCCCGUCUUCUCCAUUAUACCCACCAUCGAAUUAGCUCAUCCCAAAUUCCAAUCCCAGCAUUUUCUUCCCCGGUUCUUCAGUCUACCUACAACACCCAAAUCGCACUCAAAACCCAAAUUUUCCCAAUCCCAGCAUUUUCUUCCCCGGUUCUUCAGUCUCCCCACAACACCCAAAUCGCAUUCAAAACCGCUAUGCCGUCCUGCUCCCCACACACGCGUAGAAAUUGAGAAAAACCAUCCAACUCCAUCGCGAUCUCUAGCUGUCCACGGCCCAAAAGAGCAGCAAGGUUUCGAUCGAAAUGGGAAGGCAAUGGCACGCCGUCGCGGCGCUAUGCAUAUCCUGCACCGUCAUGGCCGCCGCCGUCGGUGCCGACAGGGGGCGCUUGUUCGCCAGCACCGCGGCGGCGCCGGAGCCGGAGGAUGUGAGCUUCCUGCGCAAGGUGGCCAGCUACAUGUGGCAGAAGGACGGAACCACGUACCACCACGUGUGGCCGCCCAUGAAGUUUGGAUGGAAAAUUGUGUUGGGGUCAUUCUUCGGGUUCAUCGGAGGAGCGUUCGGCAGCAUUGGAGGGGUGGGUGGAGGUGGGAUCUUUGUGCCCAUGUUGACAUUGAUCAUUGGCUUUGAUCCCAAGUCCGCGGCGGCCAUGUCAAAAUGUAUGAUCAUGGGAGCUGCUGUGUCAACCGUUUACUGUAACCUAAAGCUGAAGCACCCUACCUUGGACAUGCCAGUGAUAGACUAUGAUCUGGUCCUGCUCAUACAGCCCAUGCUCAUGCUGGGGGUCAGCAUUGGGGUUAUUUGCAAUGUUAUAUUCCCCAACUGGCUUGUCACCGUCCUCUUGAUCAUCCUGUUCCUAGUUACUUCGACUAAAGCUUUUCUAAAGGGUGUUGAAACAUGGAAGAAAGAGACAAUAAUAAUAAAGGAGGCAGAAAAAAGAUCAGAGCAAAUAAGCGAAGAAACGGAAUAUACACCGCUGCCUACAGGACCUGAUUCCCCAGCUGAGACAAUAACUCCAUCAGAUGAAGCGGUAUCCAUUUGGAAAAACGUUCAUUGGAAGGAGUUUGGCCUUCUGGUCUUUGUUUGGGUAGCAUUCCUUGCUCUUCAGGUUACAAAGAACUACAUAGCAACUUGCUCAACGUGGUACUGGGUUUUGAACUUACUACAGAUCCCAGUGUCUGUUGGUGUUGCCAUGUACGAAGCUGUAGGUUUGCUGCAGGGAAAGAGGGUGAUUUCAUCAAAGGCAAAUGAUCAGACCAGCCUAAAAGUUCAUCAGUUACUGCUAUAUUGCUUCUUGGGCCUCAUGGCUGGUGUCGUUGCCGGUCUGCUUGGUGUCGGUGGUGGCUCCAUCAUGGGGCCUCUCUUCUUGGAGCUAGGUGUCCCUCCGCAGGUCUCAAGUGCUACAGCCACCUUUGCAAUGAUGUUCUCAUCUUCCAUGUCCGUCGUAGAAUACUUCCUCUUGAACCGGUUCCCUGUACCAUAUGCUCUCUUCUUCACCGUUCUGGCAUUUUUUGCUGCGAUUGUUGGCCAGCGAGUUGUAAGGAAGCUGAUCGGUUUGUUAGGACGGGCAUCGCUUAUCGUCUUCAUAUUGUCCAUGAUGAUCUUCGUCAGUGCGUUUUCUCUAGGCGGAGUGGGCAUCUCCAACAUGAUUCACAAGAUCACCCGACACGAGUACAUGGGAUUCGAGAACAUCUGCAAAUAUGAUGCCUGAAAAGCUGCGGCAGCUAGCAGGCAUGCAAGAUCAAGAACAGCAUGAUGUAUUGUGCAGUUUCAGUGGAUGGAACACUGUGAUGUAAAUUUGCAGAUCUCAGGUUGGACCAUAAGGGUUGGCGAUCAGAAUUCCAUCCUGUAGUUCAACAUAGUAUUUUUCCCUUCAAUGGAAUGUCGCUCUAGAAUUUGCCCUUCUCAUUGUUGUUCUAGUUCUUCCAUCGUCUUUCAAAUAUCCGACUGUUUUGUUUCAAAUUCACUCUCCCCACACUUGAUAUUACAGUUUUGCCCCUCCCCUCUAAUUCCUUGCUUCCACGCUUCAUAAAACAUACCUACAAGGCUCGUGUUCUUGUAGUUUAUUCAAUAGAUGCUGGAGUGUUUAUUAAGUCCGGCUGUAGAUUGUUCUAUAUAUGAUGUGUGAGAUAUACUCUGUUACUUGUAGAUGGAUGGACAUAUUGUUGUAUGAAACAAAAAUAGUGAUUAUCUUUAUAGAUUUAUGUUUGUUCUGACUUCUUUAACAAA